UCGAUGGACGCGGAAGUGGAAACACCAGCUAAAGUAAUAACGCAAGCUUCUGAAGGAGUUAAAGACUCCUUAAAACAAUAUGAAUGACGAAUAUUACCUCGAGCUCAGUGAAAACCCAGUGCUGUUUGAGAACGCGUCGAGCGUCAACAAUGUGUUUUUCGACGAGGCAAACAAACAGGUGUUUGCGGUGCGAUCUGGUGGGGCUACAGGUGUUGUGGUUAAAGGACCAGAUGACAAGAGCUCAGUGGCUUUCCGAAUGGACGACAAAGGAGAGGUGAAGUGUAUCAAAUUCUCAUUAGGAAACAAAAUCUUAGCGGUUCAGCGCACUAUAAAAUCAGUGGAUUUUAUAAACUUUAUUCCUGAAUAUCCACACUUGGAAUUCUCCCAUGAGUGCAAGGUGAGCACUGUGAGGAGCACGUCAGCUACUUUAAGCAAGUGUUUGGAGAAUCCGCUGUGA
Danio aesculapii is the source of this 457-nucleotide messenger RNA. RefSeq names its product regulator of MON1-CCZ1 (gene rmc1). The record is from RefSeq and is a predicted model, not a curated record. Gene Ontology annotation, biological process: regulation of autophagy. The transcript is spliced from 5 exons. Gene Ontology annotation, cellular component: lysosomal membrane; late endosome membrane; Mon1-Ccz1 complex. Lineage: Eukaryota; Metazoa; Chordata; Actinopteri; Cypriniformes; Danionidae. The coding region runs from base 80 to 457 and encodes 125 amino acids.